UUCAUGUAGCCAGUGUUUGUCAGAGUUAGUUGAAACUAGCUAACGUUAGCUUCAUGUAGCCAGUGUUUGUCACAGUUAGUUUGAAGAAGAGGAGGAGAAGAGGAUUAAGAAGAAAAGGAGGAGAAUAAAACAUUAAUGGAGGCUAACAGUCGUCUACAGAGACACUUCCUGUCUGACAGUGUGUGUGUGUGUGUGUGACCACAGCUCCCCCUGCUGGUCACUUUAUCAUCUGCACUAAAGAUAUUAAUAUUAUUAUUUAUUAAUAUUGAUUCAUUAGAAACUCUUCUUCUUUUAAUUACUUUAAUAAUUUAUAUUCAUGUGUUUAUAAAACAAAGUAUUUCCUAAUUCAGCAAGUAGUAGAAAAUACUCCAUAAGUGUAGUAUUAGUACAUAUUUAGUGAGUUAUUUAGAGUUUGAAUACCUUUUUGUGAAGUUAAAUAUGAUAUGUGAUAUAGUUUGCAGCUUAUAUAUAAAUAAUAUGAAUAAAUUAAACUUCUUCUCUUGAAGGCACAUCGUGACCUUUAACCUCGUCAUACUUAUAUACAAAUAUCCCUUGGUUUAUUUAUUUAUAAUUUAUCUUGAUAACGUUUAUAUGUUCUUUAAUCUGUAUUCAAUACAAAUAAAAUAUAAAUAAAAACAAUUAAAAUAAACUUUGGCUCAACCGGAAACGUUUAGUGUAGUAGCGUUUUAACUUCCGGUAGCAGCCUGUAAACAGCAGCUAGCUGUUAGCUUCCCAAGCUAUUCUCUUAUUCGUGUGUAGGAAAAGAAAACAAGACACCGUAGAAGAAGAAUGGCCUCUCCUCCCCCCCUCUCCUCCCUGCGCCUCCUCCUCCCUCCUCUCCGCCUGCUGACGGCGGCCAUGUGGCAGGUUGCUCAGCGUCAGAGUGUGAGUCAUUAUGGGAUGCUGGAGGACUUUGUUUCCCUGGUGACAGAGGCGGUCCCACAGUUGCUGACGGACAGACAGAAGAGCCUGUUGCUGCUGGCUCUCAGGGCCAAGGUGGCCCUCUGUGAUCCUACGGGACAACACGAUGUCUACAAGACAACGUCUGACCACCAGGUGGAUGAACUGUGCUCCUCUCUGGUGACUCAGAGUCCAGAGGAUAGACUCCGCCUCCUGCAGGAGGUGUUCCACCACGACUUUGACUCCGCCCUCCAGUCUCUCAUCUCUGACUUCCUGUCCAGGAUCGACCAGCUGUUUCCUGUGCCUGACUUCAAACAGGCGGCGUGCUGGCUCGACACUGCCGCCGGUGGUCUGGAGGACUGUUUGCAGGAGGCGGACUGCGACGAGCUGAGGGAGCUGCUGACCAAUCAGAGCUGUCGACUGGGUCGUGCCACCACCACGGUGGGUGACGACACAGAGAAGCUCCUCCUCUCCGCCUGGACACACCCCCUUCUCACCAAACCAACCAAUCCUGAGCCUCCUCUCAGCGAGAUCCAAUCAGAUCCUCCGCCUGACGUGGAGCGGGUGAAGGAGGAGGUGGAGGUGAUGAUGGAGGACCAAGAAGAAGAACAGGAGGUGGAGGAGGAGACUGUGAUUGGUCCGGUGGAGCAGGAGGCGUCCAAUCAGAGCUCAGCGGUGGACGGCGACGAAUAUGCGGUCACACCUGUGAUUGUGGAGGACAGGUUGGAUGACUCAUCUGGAGACUUUGUGGACCAAUCAGAGCAAGGCUGCUCUGAGGUCACUGCUAAUGCUCUGUACAGCAUUUCCCACAAUUCUCAGCGGGUCGCUCACAAAUGUCCUCAGUGUGGAAAAUGUUUCAUCUACCGAUCUCAGGUGAUCCGUCACCUGCGUACCAAUAAGUCCUGCGGGUCGACCUUGUCGUCGACUAGAGCUGUGAACCUGCAGAGUUUACCUGAGGUAGAGCCCCGACCCCCGGAGCCCCGCCCCCUGGCUCCACGCCCCUCCAGGACCCACUCCUGUUUCCAGUGCAACGCCACCUUCAGAACCAAAGCCGAGCUUCUCUCUCACCAGCGCAGCCACCGGGCCCGACCCGUCUACCAGUGCGGCCAGUGUGACAAGGAGUUCCACCACCUUUCCAGUCUGACCAAUCACAAGCAGACGCACCUGGACCGAGGCGGCUUCACCUGCAGCCGCUGCGACAAGGUGUUCGAGUCGGCCAAAAAGAGAGAUGCCCACCGGCUGCAGCACCGGCUGCCGGACCUCACAUGUACGGUGUGCGACCAGACCUUCAGCUCUCAGACUCGGCUGCUAAGACACCUGCAGACCCACUCUGUGGAGGGAGCCGAGCCCUGCUACAACUGUCGCUUCUGUGAGCAGAGCUUCUCAGGAGUGACCCAGCUCCGUAUCCACCAGCGCACGCACACUUUCCGCUCGUACCAGUGCGACCAGUGCAGCAAGACGUAUGGCUCCCUGACCGGCCUCCAGUCCCACCGGGCGAGCCACACCACCGAGAGCCGCUUCCUGUGCCCGCAGUGCGGCAAGCGGUUCAAGACCCGCGACGGUCUGGAGGGCCACCUGAGGACCCACACCGGAGAGCGGCCCUACCGCUGCCCAUACUGCCCUAAGGACUUCACCGCGCUCGCCGGACUCAACGUGCAUGUGCGCCGCCACACCGGGGAGCGACCGUACGUGUGCACGGUGUGCGGUAAAGGAUGGCCGUCCGGAGGAGACCUGCAGAAACACAUGAGGACUCAUACAGGAGAACGACCGUACGUCUGUCUGGAGUGUGGAAAAGGGUUCUCCAUCUCCUGUCACCUGACCGAGCACCGCAGGAUCCACACUGGUAAGAAACUACUGACUGAAGUAUUCACGCUGAUAAGAAACUACUGACUGAAGUAUUCACACCGGUAAGAAACUACAGACUGAAGUAUCCACACCGGUAAGAAACUACAGACUGAAGUAUCCACACCGGCAAGAAACUA
Molecule: messenger RNA, 2882 nt
Organism: Anarrhichthys ocellatus (wolf-eel)
Lineage: Eukaryota; Metazoa; Chordata; Actinopteri; Perciformes; Anarhichadidae
Product: zinc finger protein 436-like
Exons: 9
Coding region: 790-2790 (666 amino acids)
Source: RefSeq, a predicted model, not a curated record